AUGGAAAAACAAUUGAAAACAAUCAAACGUGUUUAUUCAACAGUUUAUCAUGGUGAACAACGAUGUAUGCAAAAUGCAAACUUCUUAUCCGCUAAUAACGCAAUUGUAUAUCCAAAUGAUAAACUUCUAUACAAAAAGCCAGAUAACACGAUCGAUUUCAUCGAUCUUUCGACGAUCAAUAAGAGUGUAUUUUUCGAUAAAGGUUCAAAUCAAGAUACAGUUUAUGGAAAUGUCGUACAAAAAUAUAGUUUAGCCAAGUCGCAUCUAAGCUUCAAUCCUGACGAAUACGAAUGCGAAAUGAUCGACAGUGGUGAAAUGUUCAUCCUAAAUCUAAUCGAUCAAAACUUGCCCACCAUCAUUGCCGUAUCAGAGAUCUAUCCAACAUAUUUCGAUCUUGGAUUGUGUUCACAAAGGUCCAAUCCGACGUGUUUAGAUUUCAGGCAUCGCAUACUUGACAAUUUAAAACACUCUGGUGAUAUUAACAUCGUAGGUUCAGCUGGAAGCACGUUGUUACAUUGUAUAUCCGGUCAAUUCAAUCCUGGAAUGAAAUACAUUACGGUUAUUUCGGGAUUUCAAUCGACUCCGUUAUAUCGAUACCUUGAACGACGACCGAUCGUCACAAUUAUCGAUCACGAAAAGAAAAUUAUCUACGUCAUUCCGGUUCCAUUAGAUGAAUUUACCAUCGGACAAUCCACAAUAUGUCUACCGAUUGGUAUUACAUGUUUAGAGAGUUCAGAAAACUCCAAGCAACGAUUAUUAAUUGAAAUAUUCUCGAAUACAAAGUCCUGUGAUAGUUAUUUACCAGAUUUAUCAUCUACGGCUCGAGAUACAGUUGCUCAAUCCAUUGAAAUGAUCAGCUCAGAUAUACCAAUUGAAGAAAUAGUCAAUGAAACGGUGAAAAUCAAUAUUUCUCAUGAAAUCGAAGUCGACCAGGACGAGGAAUGUAAAGUCCCAUCGAUGGGUGAACAUUCUGUUCUUAUCUAUAGUGGUAUUGAUGAAAUCGGCGAUUUAACGAAAAAAAUCAAUCCAGACAUACUGAUCCGAUCGAUGAACACACACAUUAUCUACAGAAAACAAAAUGAUAAAUAUGAAUUACAUCCGGAAUAUCAUGACAUGAAUUCCAACGAAGAAUUAAACAUAGGUCAACAGCAUUUUCCGAAUUUAUUACCUAUGGAAGGUGGAUCGAUUCUAUUCGCCAGUAAAACCGUUCCUAGAUUAAACUCGAAUCAAUCUGUAGUCGAUCAAAUCCACCAGACGAUCUUUCGAAAUACUUUUCCAGUAUUCAUCAUUGGUCCGAUGGAUGACUUAUGUCGUCAAGCUGCAACAAAACUUAAAUUCGACGCAAUCUACAUUCGCAUUGUCGACUAUCCCGGUGAGGAGAUUAUGAUCGAUGACGUUAAACGAAACACGUUUCUCGAAAAUGCAUGCAUGAAUGGUGUGACGGCAUACGCGGGACCAUUAUCUCUUGUUUUCAUCGCCAUUCAAAAUCCGACGACGAAGAAUUUUCAAUAUUUUUAUGUGGAUGGUAUUCGUCACGAGAAUUUCAUCGAUACGAUUCCACCGUUCGGUGCUGACGUAACAAGUCUCAUCGAAUCCAAGCUGAUGGAACGUGAUCCAAUGCAAAAUUCGAUUGUUGAUCUCACUGACGAAAAAGUUUUGUUCAAAAAAGAUUUCAUACCAUUCUCAGACUUUCGAGUUCAGCUACUGAUGAUGUCAUUGGAUGAAAUGCUCGCGAAUAAAGCUGAUAUACUCGACGUGAUUUCUCAAUGUCAACGAAUCUACGGACACGAAAUGAUGCGUAAAUGUUCAGAUGAAUUACUUCUAUUGUUAGAAAACAAAAUCAAUGAAGUCAUCGGUGAGUGCAAGAAAUCAUUUUGCCUCGAUUUACAAUCGGAUAAACAAAAGCUAGCGAAUGAAGUCGGUCGAGUCAAAGGUAUGAUUCGCAAAAUAAAACAGAGUGUUCAAGACUUGGUGGAUAAAAUCGGAUUGGCUAUAUCGAAACGAAGACAAUCAUCCAUUCGAUUCAACUUGGCUCAAUUAAAGAAGAAGGAAACGAUCAAGCAAAAUGUUCAACGAGCUUUACACAUGUCCUAUCAAGAUUUUUCAGAUUUACUAGACGAAUUAUGUAACAAGUCCGGCGUGUUAUGGUUAAAUCUCGAUUCACAAUACUUACUUCUGAUGUUAAAAGCAAUCAAAGAGAAUGAAAUGCACAAAUACAUCACCGAACCGAUUUUACCCUUAAUUCGUUGCCGAAAUGGUGAUUUCAAUAUUGAUUCAUUUACAAUUUCGAUUCUCUUAGAACAAACCGCACAUAACCGAUUUGAUCCUAUUCGACCACAACAAGUCCAUGGUAUUGUCACAAGUUUACCUGCCUCGGCAACACCGGAAGGUUUACAAACAAGUUCGUGGUUCUUUCCUUUAUUUGAUAGAUACAAAGAUCUACAAGUUCCCUAUGAUGUCAAUUGGAUAAACGAAGCGAAUCAUCCUGACAUAGCAUCAUUUCGUAUUCUCGCACGAAGUACAAUAUCCAAUGCGUCGAUUUUGCGCGAUUUGCAAUUGAACAUCCAACCCCAAGACAUUAAUAUCACGCGAUUUUUAAUUUACAUUACUUUAUCAGCGAUGGAUGAACUGAUCAAACAGCGCUCAAACAGUUCCGAGUCGAUUGACUUCGAUGAUACAUUUUCGGUUAAUAUCCGAUGUUUGUUAUGCAAUUUAUUAACUUAUACUGCUUCCGGAAAUGUUCCGGCGUCGUUUGUUUGGCAAUUAUUUACUCGGUGUAGUCGUCCGGAUAUACCAAAAGAAAGAUUCGAAUGGGGAAUUUACGCUCGAACUAUUGAAUACGUUCAAUACACUGGCUGGAACUUAGAAAAAUUGAAAUUCAACGUUCGUGCGUUGUUAUGUCGAAUUUUGAAUCAACGAAAAAAUCGAAAUUCGGCGAGGAAUACAUUCGCCGAUUGCACACAAUUUAUUACCCCCAUUAUAAGUAUUUUAUACAAAUGGGAUAACUAUGACAAGAAAUACAAAUUGGAACUAGGCAAAUUUACGAAAAAUGUCUUUUUCAAUUCGUCGUCUACCGAACAAUUCGAUGCUAAUUCAGCGCAAGCUGUGGUGAAUGAUUUUCGAUCAAGAUUAAUCACAGAACGACCGAAAGUGUUAUCGAUGAUUCACAAAGAAACUCAGCCAAUUACAAAUCACGAUGAAAUUCAAACUUUAUUAACACUCAUCGAAUCAUCAAUUCCAAUCAAAGACCAGUUAUCAGAUGAUGAUUUAAACAAGCUUUCCGCCUAUCUGGAUGAUAUUCACAAAAAUGAAAACAAACUUUGGCAACCAUUCAAUCCAUUUCCGCAAUUCAUACAAGAAAACAACAUCGAAAAACUGUUUGCUGAGAAUGAUAAGCAAGAAACUGUGCAGGUUGAAGACAAUCAAGACAUUGUUUUAUAUAAAGAUAUGUUCAAAGAACAUUACUGCGGCGUUUUGGAACAAAUUGCAUCUGAUUCGUGUUAUUUGAGAUUAGAUGGCCUUUUACAACAGACAACAUUGAACUCAAUCGACGAAUUUCUUACCUUAGCGAAAUUUGUAGGAUUCGGACAAACGUAUGACGAGAUUGCGCGAAUGACCAAGAAAAUCAUCCAUUCGUUAUUAAUCAAUUGCAAAAAAUCAGCGGAUGAAGGAGAGAGGCUUGCACUGGCAGAACUUUUUUAA
Messenger RNA from Adineta ricciae, 3702 nucleotides. The record is from the annotation of a GenBank genome assembly. Lineage: Eukaryota; Metazoa; Rotifera; Eurotatoria; Adinetida; Adinetidae.